Messenger RNA from Sphaerodactylus townsendi, 4465 nucleotides. It is a transcript of the gene TM7SF3, whose product is annotated as transmembrane 7 superfamily member 3. The record is from RefSeq and is a predicted model, not a curated record. The transcript is spliced from 12 exons. NCBI's taxonomy places the organism in Eukaryota, Metazoa, Chordata, Lepidosauria, Squamata, Sphaerodactylidae. Bases 468 to 2174 code for a protein of 568 amino acids.
UAUCCUUUUUAGGCAGCCAUUUUACAAUAGGGUUCAUCAUAGCGCUGCCUUCUAGCCCAGAGUGCCAACGCGGGCUCGUCAAGUCAUUUAGCUACGAGCCAGGGAGUGCAGCCCGCCUUCACCGACAGGAGGCAGAAGUCUCAGCUUAGCCGUCCAAACGGGGGUGGGCGGAGGAGUCGUCACUAGGGGUUGAGCCCUGGAAGUGAGUGCCUGCAGCUGUGCGCGGAGGGGGACCAUAGAGAUGGAGGCGCGGCGCCGCUGCAGCAACCAGGCUGGGCGGUUGCAUUGGGGGGGAGGCGGCUGCGGCGGCGGCGAAGGAGGAGGAGCAGCAGCAGUUGUGGCGAGCGGCGCUUGGUCUUGAGCCGUGAUGGCCCCCCUCCCCGGUUGGCACUGAGAAGGCGCCUCGUCUCACAUGCCCGCCUUUCUUUCUUUUCCUCCUGAGCUCAACGUGCGGUGGCCGCGACGUCAUGUGGCUGCCCAUCUUGGGGCUGCUGCUGCUGCUGGGGUCCGCUUGUAGGAAGGCGACUGCGGAGGACAGCCCCGCGGGUGUCCCCCCCGUUGAGUUUUCUUUGGGAAAGUUUAAGACUGUCUUGCUGAACAGAACCCUUCCGACAGAAGCGGUCUUGAGAAAUAUUGCCAGCAAUGCGACGGUGGUUAUCUUUCAGAACCACGCCCACCAGAAGAACAUAAUCAUUUCCUUUGAUAAGAAGGCUUCUGUGAACAGCUCUGGAACUGGAGUAGAUCAAGCGUUGGUGUCUCUCCUUCGGCCUCAGCAGAGUGUGUGUACCUGGUAUUUGCGAGCAGUGGAUGCUGAUCAGGUGUUGAGCACCGCUGUGGCUGUCUCCUAUACAGAAAGAGAUCCAAUCCCUGGUGGCUGUAAUCUGGAGUUUAACUUGGAAAUUGAUCCUAAUAUCUAUAUAGACUAUAAUUUAGCUGAGACACAUAUAAAGUUUGCCCCAGCAAAUCUUGGAUACCCAAGAGGUGCAAACCCUCCCUCAUGUGAUUCUGGGACUGGCCUGGACACAAGGUGGAGAUUGUACUACGAGAUCUAUCAGUAUUUCCUACCGGAGAAUGAUCUGUCUGAAACGGCAUUUAUGAGCCAUGUGAGGAAAAUGUCUGAGGUACAAGACAUUGAAGCGAGUGGCAGCAGAAUGAUGACCUUAACUAGUGAAGACAAAACUGAGCUGUACUUCUCAUCGCUCCCUAGACAAGGAGUGAUUUACAAUGUCAUAGUGAGGGAUCCACUGUGGAACACAUCUGCUGCAUAUGUACCUAUUCACACAUAUGCAUGUAACCUGAAUGCUGCGGUUGAUAACUGCUCCUCUCUUAGAAGACUCUCCACCAAACUGUUCUUCACCAUGCUUGCCAUCCUUGGUUUUUUUGUCUGUUUCUUUGGACACCGUUUCUGGAAAACAGAUCUGUUCUUCAUGGGUUUCAUCUUCAUGACAUUCUUUUUCUUUAUCGUGAUUACCAGAACAACUGACCUCCAUUAUGACGUGAAUGUUGGACUUACAGCACUAGCUGGAGUUGCCGGCGGUCUUCUCUUGGUAGCGUACUGGUGGAGAUUUGGCGUUGUGUUCCUCUGCAUGUUGGUUGUAGGACUAGUGCUGGGCUUCCUUGUUGCAGCAACCGUGUUCUUCACUCCCUUGGGCAAUUACAGAGUUUUCCAAGAUGAUGCUGUGUUCUGGGUGACAUUCUGUUGCAUUGCCUUGAUGGUUCCAGUUGUUUUUGUCGGCUGUCUCCGAGUACUGAACAUCUUGGCAUGUGGCAUCGUUGGAUCUUACACUGUAGUAUUGGCUACUGCUUGCUACUUGUAUUCCAGCCUUUCUUACAUUGGCAUAGACCUGCUCCGGCGGAUUCUCAAUGAUGAUUUCAAAAGAGCUUACUCCAGCGUGCCCUUUCAGUCUAAUGACUUCAUCCUUUUGGCAGUCUGGGCCAUGCUGGCAAUUGGCGGGAUAACUGUACAGCUACGUCGCGAGAAAUGUGAGGUGCCUUUCCCGCCACACCCUUAUCGGCUAUGGAGGCGGGAGAGAGAGCGCAGAAUAACCAACAUCCUGGAUCCAAGUCAUCACGUCCCUCCCUGGAGAGAGAGAAUCCUUAGCAAGCUCUCCCAGGUCAAGGAUUUGUUCCACAAAGAGCAGCUGACGGGAGAAAGAACACCGCUGCUGAUGUAGCCUGACUGACUGUGUGAAAGAGACUACGGAAACACGGGUGAAGAUUUUUAGAGGCAUCGGGCGGCACUGAAAUCAUGCUCUUGCCUAACUCAGUAGAAGAUAAGAUGAGCCAGGCAAAGACCAACACUUGUCUCAAGAAGGCCUGUGUUCUGUGCAGUACCAUGCAGGCACUUAACUGUGGGUAGCGAGGGUCAAGGACACAUACGUGUAAUGUGUAGCGGAGCGUGUGCAUGUGGAGGGAGGGCUGGAUGGGGAAGAACUUCAUUGGUGAAGUGUGCUACUUUAAAACCUCAGAUCUCCAGGAGAACGUCACUUCGGGCACGUGCUCAGUUUUGCCUUUGCUUUGAGCACUGUAUGGAAUGCCAUCCUUGAGCAUCGUUUGAGUUCAAAUAUUGAAAAAGUAAUUGAAGACAGAUGAUGUUGGCACGGUUACAAUAAUUCAGUGUGGAAAGAAAACUUGCAUUGUCCCUCAUGGCUGAGAACCAAGAUUUUACUUGCAUUCAAUUCCCAUGUGUGGAAGAUGAGCAGUUUUUAUUGUAAAAAUUCUGGAGAAUUUUCUAUCAGAAUGUUAAUUGGGUCUUGCUGGGGAUAGCAGAUAAGCUAAUUGUUGUAAAGGCUGAGAAAAAUGGUUGGCCACUCUGAAAUGGAAGUCCUUUCUUUGGAAGGACAAUUUCUGGAAUACCUGGGAAGGAAUCAAUUUGGCAGCUGUUCUUGUGGACAUUUUUACAGGAACUGUAAGUUGCUGAAGAGUACUGUUCUUGGCUACAACACUAACAGUGCUAUUCUGUGCAGUAUUGCUCCAGUCUAAGCCCAUUGAAACGAACGGGCUUAGACUGAAGUGACUCUCCUUACAAUUUCACUGUAAUUGUCACAUUCUGCUUUUAUGUUUGAAAGAUUAAACAUGUUUCGAGGCACCCAGGGGACUUUUGUUUGGAGGCCAUAAUAGAUUCCUUGGAAGGGUGUGCAGUGCCUCUUGCAGUAAGCUGAAGCAGAAAGCCAGGCUUGUCUGAAUGUGGCAGCUUGUACACACUUGGUGAGAAUUCAGGGGGGGUAGGGGUAGGUGCUAAUGUAGCAGCAGCCUGGUAAACCAGUGUGCAAAGGCAGGAGUAGUGAGCAGGAUAGAAGGGGAAGCUUUCCCCAAUAUAAAGCCAUCUAGGUGAGAACACUGCAAGUUCAAAACCAAUUUGGAAGUAUUCUGAGGAGCCUGUCACUCAAAGCAAUCCCCAGACUUAAGCCAUGUUCUUGGAACCUUUGUGGAACAGGAAGCUUCUUAAUCUGCUAGGUCACUGGGAUUUUGAGAUGCCUCGCCAUUUAUGUGGCCUGCGGUCAAGGUGCCUCCAGCAGGCAUUUAGACAUGAGAACCUUUAGAAAGUUCCUUUUCUGUGCUUCAGUAAUAGAAGCCUAUCAAAUCUACGAACUUUUUGAUAGGUGCACAAGAAUCCAUCCCUGUAGUAAUUUAGCAUCCUGUUUGUAACAUUCGUCCCCAACAGGCAGGACUAGCAACACCUCCCUCCCUUUCCUGGUCAAAUACAGGCCACCCUUAUUGAGUUCACCAUGGAGACUGUUUGGUUCCUAUUACAACUUUCUUGGACUGGUGAUUUGGUUUGUAUUUGAAAAGUGUGGAGGAAGAAGAGGGAUUGUUGACACAACUACACAGAUGUGGAACAAGAGAGCUACUGUGGUGUACUCAAGUUGUCUUUCAGAUUUAGGAUUUGUCAGGAAAACCUCUGGGAGAAGCACCAGGAAAAACUGAUCUGUAGUAAGAGGUGAGGCAGCCAAUUCGGUACCCUGGCCGCUCUUGUGAGAUGCUAAAUUCCUACCUGAUAGGGAAGGCAAAUGUUUCCGUUGCCUCUUUUCAUGUUACGGUGCCGAUCUAGGGGUUGCAUUCUGGCAAUCCCAUGGCCUCAAAUGAUGAAACAAAUCGGUGUCCUCCCACUCUCUGAAGACCUGCAAGGCAGUGUCAGAUCAAAAUAGGUAAUUGGAAAACUGUUUUUUAAAAAACUAACUUUUGAUUAUGAGGCAAUAAAGAAAUGUGGUUAAAGAAGACUAGGGGGAAUUCCAUAGUUUUUUGGGAACUAUUUGGAGAUCAAGGGCUUUGUUUUAACUUUGUUAGGGUUAGGUGAAGUAGAUGAAGUAUUGUUGGUGCUUGCUGACUGGCCAUCUUAGUCCUGAGAAACUGCCAUAUGUGGUCAGAGCUGCUAUGACUUUGGGGGUAUUUUAACUGCCGUGAUUAUGACGAAAAACAACUUAACCAACUAUCUUUUGAUAAUAAAUGUACUUGAAAUUUAAAA